AUGGGGCUUCGUGCCGUUGCACUCUCGUUCGUCCUUGCGCUGCGAGCGUCUGCUCUGGCUUCUGGGAACAAACUUCAGCCCCGUAUGACGGCGUACCGGACGGGCUACAGGCAGGCGUACGGCCUCGGGUACCGGACCGCGUCCAGGUGCUGCCCGGGAUGGUCCCAGCGCGGAGGGGACGCCGGCUGCCUCCACCAUGUCGACGAGUGCCAGGUCCACAACGGGGGCUGUCAGCACAGAUGUGUGAACACCCUUGGGUCGUAUUAUUGCGAAUGCAAGCCAGGCUUUCGCCUGCACACGGACGGCAGGACCUGCAUUGCGGUGCACACGUGUGCCCUGAACAACGGCGGCUGUGAGCACGACUGCGUGCAGGUGACGCUGACGCAGCACCGCUGCCGGUGCCGGCACAGCUACCAGCUGCGGGAGGACGGCAAGCGCUGCGUCCGUGAGAACCCCUGCGCCGACAGGAACGGGGGCUGCAUGCACCAGUGCCACAACCACCGAGGAACAGCCCGCUGCCAGUGCCACCCCGGCUACCGGCUGGGGGCCGGCGGCUCAUCUCUUGCAGACGUGAACGAAUGCCUGACGGGACUGGCCAUGUGUGCACACCAGUGUCUCAACACGCGCGGCUCCUUUAAGUGCACCUGUAACCCGGGCUAUGAGCUGGGGGCAGACGGCCGGCAAUGCUACCGGAUAGAAAUGGAGAUCGUGAACAGCUGUGAAGCCAACAACGGGGGCUGUUCCCACACGUGCCACCACACCAGCUCUGGCCCAGCCUGCACCUGUAACUUUGGCUAUCGGCUUGAAGAGGACCAGAAGACGUGCACUGAUAUCAAUGAAUGUGACAACGGCUCUCACUGCUGUCAGCAAGACUGCCUCAAUUACCCCGGAGGCUACGAGUGUGCCUGCUAUGCUGGCUACAGGCUCAGCGCGGAUGGCUGCGGCUGCGACGAUGUGGACGAGUGCUCUUCAAAUAACGGUGGGUGUGAACACACAUGCCAGAACCUGCUAGGGUCCUUCCAGUGUGGCUGUGAGAGCGGACACAAGCUGGAUGAAGACCGAAGGAGCUGCGUCUCUAUAGAGGACCCUGUGGAAGCUCUGGAUGCUCGGCACCCCGUUAUCCGCCCUAUCCCUCACGUUGCAAUCCUGCGAGAUGAAUUUACCCAGCUCUUUAAUGAUGACUAUGAGGAAGAGGAGGAAGAGAUGGAAGCAAGAGGAGAGCACACACUUUCAGAGAAAUUUGUCUGCCUGGAGCACACGUUCGGCCCCGACUGCAGCCUGACCUGCGAGGAGAACGGCCUCAUGGGUGACUUUCUCACGUGUGAAAAAAUUGACUUCUGGGAGCCCUGCGGGGUAGCGUCCCAGCAGGAGCAGCGGUACCGUUCCAGGCGAGGUGCAGAGCCCAUGGAUGCCCUCGAGGCCCCUCCUCGGGCUGCGGAGCGGCAGCAAACGAAGGGCACUGUGACACUGGGAUGCCCCAAAGGAUUUUUUGGGAAACAAUGCAGGAAAAAGUGCAACUGUGCCAACGGCGGUCGCUGCCAUCGGAUUUACGGAGCCUGUCUGUGCGAUCCUGGCUUGUACGGACGGUACUGCCAUUUAGUGUGCCCAAAGUGGGCGUUCGGCCCCGGCUGCUCCGAAGAGUGCCGCUGCGUGCAGCAGAACACGCAGGACUGCGACAAGAGGGACGGCUCCUGCUGUGACCCUGGCUAUUAUGGGGAUGGCUGCAAGAAGAAGUGUAGCUGCUCCCCAGAGGUGUCUUGCGACCAUGUCACCGGGGAGUGCUGGAAGGAGUGUCCCCGAGGCUACCACGGGGAGAACUGCGACCAAGAGGCGCGCUGGGGGCUCUGCCGCGGGGAAGCCCGUGCCGCCUGCAGGCAGGCUGGCCGUGCCUUACCUGGCUGGUUUGGCCCAGCCUGCCAGCUGAGCUGCAGCUGCGGGAACGACGGGCACUGCCACCCUGUCACCGGGACCUGCAGCUGCGCGCCGGGCUGGACCGGCCAGCACUGUCAGAGAGAGUGCCCGGAGGGGUGGUUUGGGCUGAGCUGUCGGCACCAAUGUCAGUGUGAGAACGGCGCUGCCUGUGACCACGUCAGCGGGGCCUGCACCUGCAGCCCGGGCUGGCGAGGAACCUUCUGCGAGCACGAGUGCCCGGAGGGGUGGUUUGGGCUGAGCUGUCGGCACCAAUGUCAGUGUGAGAACGGCGCUGCCUGUGACCACGUCAGCGGGGCCUGCACCUGCAGCCCGGGCUGGCGAGGAACCUUCUGCGAGCACGCGUGCCAGGAGAACAGGUACGGCCAGAACUGCAGCCAGACGUGCGGCUGUCGGAAUAACGCUACCUGCCACCACGUCAGCGGCCGGUGUCUCUGCGCAGGCGGGGGGGCGGGCACCACGGUCCAAGAAGCGUGCCCGGUGGGGUUCUACGGGAAGAGCUGCCUCCAGCGGUGCCUCUGCCAGAACGGUGGCACGUGUGACCCCGCCAGCGGGCUCUGCGCCUGCCCCGAGGGCUGGACCGGGCUGGCCUGCGAGCUGGGAAUUGGGGGAAUCACGGGCUCUGCAUGCGAAAAACCCUGCCUGCCAGGGACCUUCGGAGAGGGCUGUGCCCAGAUCUGCCAGUGUGCCGGAGCCACCCAGGAGUGCCACCCCGUCACCGCGGGGGACGGCGCUGGGCUGACCGCAGGCACCAGCUCACCGGAGCGCUUCAAAGCACACGUCCCGACGGGCUGUCUUGCCUGGUUUCUUGCCGUGCUCGCUCCCCGGCAGGGCCGAGGCUGCAAGGAAGGGACGUACGGCGAGGGAUGCCAGCAGCUCUGCGACUGCGCCGGCGACGCGCCCUGCGACCCAGCCACGGGGCACUGCCUGUGUCCCCCGGGGAAGACCGGCCUCAAGUGCGGCUCGGGUGAGCUGAGCCACAGCUCGGGGGGGUGA
Molecule: messenger RNA, 2925 nt
Organism: Opisthocomus hoazin
Lineage: Eukaryota; Metazoa; Chordata; Aves; Opisthocomiformes; Opisthocomidae
Source: RefSeq, a predicted model, not a curated record